Annulohypoxylon truncatum is the source of this 1675-nucleotide messenger RNA. RefSeq lists its product as uncharacterized. The coding region runs from base 77 to 1435 and encodes 452 amino acids. The transcript has a single exon. NCBI's taxonomy places the organism in Eukaryota, Fungi, Ascomycota, Sordariomycetes, Xylariales, Hypoxylaceae. Gene Ontology annotation, molecular function: protein binding. The record is from RefSeq and is a predicted model, not a curated record.
AUUAUUUUCAUCAAUUCAAAAGUGACACUUGAAUUAAAAACAAUACCUAACUAUAACCAUUGGAAGAUUCUUUCAUAUGAACGGUCCGAUGAAUUCGCUUUCGUCGGAAUUACUCAUUGAAAUAUUUUCUUUAGUUAAGUCGUCGUUCUGGGGUACCGCUGACUUAUUACCAUGCCUGGAGGUCUGUAGACGAUGGUACGAAUUAGCGAUCACAGUUCUCUACCGACACAUUGUCCUGGGCACUGGCAAUAUCAGGCGUUUCGCAGCGAGUUUUAAUCUACAAUAUGCUGGUCAUGUUCGCUCCCUUACCUUACGACUCAUCCAGCCGCCACUCUCGACAUACGAUCUUGGCUCAAUCAUCGCUGCCAACGCAGAACUGGCACGACGUUUACGACUUCUCGAGCCUCUACUUGGAAGCCUAGACAAGUUAUUGUCUUUUUCUCUCUACGUGCCAGCCAUCGUACCAGAAAAAUGUCGCUUCAAGGUUUCUGCGAGGUCUAUCAUAGGACUGCUCGAUUCUAUACCCCAGAGCUGUGCUAAUAUAGAAAUUGAUUCUGGUGGCUAUGAUCGGAAUAUCAUUGCAGGGGGAGAGGAAGCACACAUUUGUGAAAGCCUUCGUCUGCUAUUGCCGCGUAUGAACCACGUCCGCAUUCAUCUCUCUCUUAUGUGCCCCACCCUCAUUGGGAUCAUGGAAACGCCUUAUCAAUCUUCCAAGGACUCCUUUACGCCAAUCAAAUUGCCACAUCUACGGUCAUUGCUCAUUUAUUGCUCUGAGGAAGAUUACUCUGCGGGUAUUUGCCAGCCGGCAAGCACCAGAGAAAAUCUGCCAAGUAUUACUGCAUACAAUCCUCAUCCAUGGCCCACAAUGACGGCAGCCCUACAGAGAUUUGCAGAUACUCCAGACUGUUGUCCCACAUCUACCAUGGUACGCAUGCAUACCGCCUGUAGCAGGGAAUUGGAAGAUCUAGGUAUAUAUCACACGAUGGUGGUUUGCGACAUUAAUUCACAUACCACUCAUGCUAUUCCAAUCGUCAAAGUUAGGUCGACAAGACAGGGUGGGUGGCUCGUACGGUUCGACGACUCCAAAGGUAUCAUAACUACUACUCGGGGUCUUAUAGACGUUGCCGAGGGUCAGCUAUGGAAGACGCUCGUGGGCGGUGCUAGGCUGCCAUCCACCAUAGCUGAUAGCGAAACUCAGGAGAUUCUGGAGGUACCAAUAGUCGCGGAGGACAAUUGGAGAGCUGAGAACACGGAUAUAAACUGUGAACUGUGGAAUAACGAAGCGCUUGUGGGAAAGAAGGUGCUGCAUGCUGAGAUUAGAAAAGGAGGCUUAUUAUAUACUGAUCCAUGUCCGGUGAUGGAGGAACUACCACAAGGAUGGCAUCGUCCCACAGGAGGGAGAAGAAGGGGAUUGGUGAGAGAUGAGGAAGUGUAACGUUGAUGACUAUACGUACCUACCUACACGGGCUUUAAUCCAAACAGGCAGGUAUUGAAACUGUUUCUACUUGGUUUAAAUACGUGUUCUAUAUGCAUGAUUCCUUAGCUAUACCUAAGAUAUUUGCUGUUCUAUUAGAUAUCACUACUGAGGGUACUUCAUAGGGGCUCCAAAAUAGCUACCCCUUUUCGCUACCUACAUGUACGUUACACCUAUUCUUUCCCGUAAUGAUGUGAAUCG